Molecule: messenger RNA, 822 nt
Organism: Pyrus x bretschneideri (Chinese white pear)
Lineage: Eukaryota; Viridiplantae; Streptophyta; Magnoliopsida; Rosales; Rosaceae
Exons: 1
Coding region: 16-693 (225 amino acids)
Source: RefSeq, a predicted model, not a curated record
UUAAAUUUCCCAGCUAUGGUUCACCAUAUGUAUUUCCUCUUGCUCAUAACACUAGCAGGCCUUCACGGCACUGCCCAUGCAGUCGACUACGACGUCACCAACAAUGCCGGAACCAGCGCCGGUGGGGUUCGAUUCGAUAACGAUAUCGGAGCCGAGUACAGUAGGCAAACUCUAAUAUCUGCCACUGACUUCAUACGGAGGUUGUUCCAGCAAAACACAGCCGCUGAUGGAAAGAGUGUCCAAAAGAUCAGUUUGGUAAUUGAAAACAUGAGCGGGGUCGCAAAUACUAGCAACGAUGUGAUCCACGUUAGCGCCGACCACAUAGCUUGUUACCCCGGCGAUGUGAAGAGAGAGAUCACCGGUGUGCUUUACCAUGAGACAACGCACGUGUGGCAAUGGAAUGGGAAUGGUCAAGCCCCAGGGGGUUUGAUUGAGGGAAUUGCUGAUUACGUGAGGUUGAAGGCAGGGUACGACCCGAGUCAUUGGGUGAAGGCAGGGCAGGGGGAUAAGUGGGACCAGGGAUACGAUGUUACUGCUAGGUUUUUGGACUAUUUGAAUGGUUUGAGAGAUGGGUUCGUGUCUGAAUUGAAUAGCAAAUUAAGGGAUGGCUAUAGUGCUACAUAUUUUGUUGACUUGCUGGGGAAGAAUGUUGAUCAGCUUUGGACGGAAUACAAGGCCAAGUAUGCAAACUAAUGAAGGUGGUUAUGACUCUCAAGACAUAAUAUAAAGGCUUGCAGGCCCAUGUAAGCGAUGGUUUAAGUGAAUUAAAUGUUGUAUUAGAGGUUAUCAAAUAAAUAAAUGGUGGUGCUAGAUUGAAUUGAA